AUACAUCGUUGUUUUUUCCCGUGGGAUGGUGAGUAGCGAACUGAAGUCUGCAAAAGCAGAAGAAAACCCUAAUUCUUCAUGCUUCACCGCCGAAUCAGGUUUGUCUGAAAGGACCUUGUUUACAUAUGGGUAAGAAGACUUCAGGAAAGAAAGAUCAUAAGGAUAAGGGGGAGAGUAACAAAGAUGGAGAAGCAAAUUCUUUCAAGGAGGGAAUGAAUGCUGUGAAAGCAUCAGCUGGGAAUGGGGAUGGUGAUUCCAAUGUUAGCAGUAUAGAUUCUGAGAAGAUUAAGAACAGAGAAGAGCUUCGUGAUGAUUGUAUUGAGUUAAGUGCUGCGGACAAGGAGGCUGUGGUGGAGGGUGAUGUAAACAGGUUUAAUCGUGAAAAGAAGGAUCGAAAAAAGAAGAGGAAAUUGGAGCUUCAUAAGGAUGAGAAAGAAUCUCAAAAGGCUGGAAAGAAGCAUAAGAAGAUUAAAGUUGGUGAAAAAGAAGAAGCUUCAAAGGGAACUGCUGCAGAUAGAGUGGACAACAUCACCGUUGAAAACAAUAAGAAGAAGCUUUCAGAGAACAAUUUUGAGUUUGAAGGAAAACAGGAUAGGAAAAAGAGACAUAAGAAGAACAAAAAUGAAGAAGAUACUGAUGUGAUGGAGACACUUGAAAGCAAUGAGGAUUCAGCUGGCAACAAGACAGGGAGCAUAGAUGUCAUUGAUUUUGAUAAGAGGGAAGAAAACAAGGACAAGAAGAAGAAGAAGAAGAAGAAGAAGAAGAAAGAAACUAAAUCUGGGAGAGGUGAUAAAGAAGUGGCCGAGACAAAAAAGACUAUCAAAUCCACAGAUCAAUCAGAAAAUCCUAUGCCAAAAGAGAGAUCUAGAAAAGUCAGUUUUGCCGAUCACGUGGAGGUCUUUCCUUCAGCUGGUGAUGAGACUGAGACAAACAAGAAUGGGGAACCUCCAUCUGGUGAUAAGACUGAGACAAACAAGAAUGGGGAAAACAUGUUGGUGCAGGGUAAGCGGUUCUCAAAAGAAGAAGAUGAGAUACUUAAGGAGGCUGUUUCCAACUAUAUAGAGCUGCGUGGCUUAGGUGAGCCUGGUCUAAACAUGAUUCUGAAUUGUCAAUCUCACCCUGAAGUCAGAAACUGUUGGAAGGAAAUAGGAGCAGCCUUACCGUGGAGACCAAUCUCUAGCGUGUACCAUCGAGUUCAUAUCCUUUUUGAAAGGGAUGAGAAUCGUAAAUGGAGUGCUGAAGAGUAUGAAAUGGUCCUGAAGUUUGUUGAAAAAAAUGGAACAAAAUGGAAAACUUUGGCUGGAGCACUUGGAAAGCAUAGGACACAUGUAAAAGAUACAUGGCGUAGAAUCAAAUUGCCCAAUAGGAAGAAAGGACGAUGGUCUCAAGAAGAGUACCAGACUUUAUUUGAUUUAGUAAACAUGGAUCUGUCUAUGAAGGCCACUAUGGAAAAGAAAUCAAAACAUGGAAUGUUGCGAGAUAAUGUCUGUUGGGGAGCAAUUAGUGACAUGUUGGCAACAAGAGGCUUCUCUACCUGCUGUGUGAAAUGGUAUGACCAGCUUGCAUCUCCUAUGGUAGCAGAAGGUAAAUGGGCGGAUGCUGAUGACUACCGUCUGCUGGAUGCUCUCUCUAGCUUGGAUGCUUGCUGCAUGGAAGAUGUUGAAUGGGACAGUCUUCUGGAGCACAGGUCUGGAGAAAUAUGUCGAAAACGAUGGAGCCAAAUGGUUCAACACAUCGGUCAUCAUGGAUCCCAAUCCUUCGCUGAACAAGUUGAAAUUCUUGCUGCCCGAUAUCGUCCAGACAUGGUCGAAGCUAGAGAGGCCUUCGAUAACAAACCAUAUGUCGAUCAGCCUUAAUCAAUGCGGAUUCCAUCGCCAAUACAAGGAUAUUUCUGAUAAUAAUAAUACUAUCUUCUUUUCUUGAAAUCUUUUAUUUCUGGUUUAUGUUCCAUUUGAGUCCAAGAGCAAUGCCUGUAAGGUGUCGCCUCCGUUGUGUUGCUGUCUGGUUAUCUGUUGAGUUCGGAGUCUCUUUUACUUUUAUAUGUUAAUACCCUUUAUUGUCCUAAGAAUUCUCACCCCAAUACCUCUAAAUUAACAUAGAGUUUCCCUAAAUAUCAUCAUUGGCGGAUUAUGGAUGAGGAUGAUGCCCCGCCGGCGGGCAAACGACCUUCCAAGGACCACCAUACGAAACACAAUGGUCUUGCCUACCGUGUCCGCCUCCCACCAACGUAUCUCACCAUCAAAGCUACCCCGCCCUUUUUCCUUUCCACCUACACGCCUCCGCACCCACAAAAUCCUCUGCUUCUGCAUCCCGAGAAGAAUCAUGCGCCACCACCUGCAAUGCUUCCUUGACAGCUGCUCCUAUUGCCCCGGUUGAUUAAAUGCCAUUCUGUCCGCCGGUAACUUACUACACUGCUUCUUCUGGUUCACACAGGGUGCGAAAUGCUCUGCACACUCAGGAACCUGGUGGAAACAGAGAAAAGGAAAAUGCAGGCCAGGAGGUGUGGGAGGAAUCC
Rubroshorea leprosula is the source of this 2515-nucleotide messenger RNA. Lineage: Eukaryota; Viridiplantae; Streptophyta; Magnoliopsida; Malvales; Dipterocarpaceae. The record is from the annotation of a GenBank genome assembly.